Molecule: messenger RNA, 1626 nt
Organism: Lichtheimia ornata
Lineage: Eukaryota; Fungi; Mucoromycota; Mucoromycetes; Mucorales; Lichtheimiaceae
Exons: 11
Coding region: 1-1626 (541 amino acids)
Molecular function (GO): protein binding
Source: RefSeq, a predicted model, not a curated record
AUGCUGUUGCAACAUCGCAUUAACAUAUUGCUCUUGAUCUUAUGGAUGUUGGCUUGCACAGUCAUAGCUCAAGAAGAUACCGACGCUGAGGAUGAAGGCGCUAUUGCAGAACAACCGGAUUCAUCUUCAAUUGACAAUAAACAAGAUGAUAGUUAUGGAGACGAUGAUCAAGUAUCUACCAAAAAUACCAACCAAGAAUCAAGCAGCAGCAGCUCAUCGGAUACUACGGAUGACGAUGCACCUAAUGUACCUGAGCCAGGGGCUACCUUGCAAGGUGCCGACCAAUCAACAUCAUCCGACUCGUCCACGCCAUCCGACAAGUCAAUGCAGCCCCAAUCUACUACUGAUGCCGACAUGGUUCAAGCUGAUAAAGGUGAUGGCGAUGACAUUUCGCCAAGCCCUUCUUUAUCAGACCAAGAUAAUCUCCCAGUUGUAAAUAAUCAAUCUUCACUUCAACCAAAAUUCAAUGUGAGUGAGUCAACAUGUACAGCGCUCAAGCAGCUGUAUAGCGGAUUGAGCGGCAAAUCUUGGGUUAUCUCAACUGGAUGGUCAAACGGCAAUAUGACAAGUUGUUGCGACGGCUGGUAUGGCGUUACAUGCAUACAUGGUGCUGUUACUAAGAUUGAUCUUCGUGGCAAUAAUCUUGUCGGCUCACUUCCAAAUGUAUUUGAUAAGCUACCUCAAUUGGCGAAUCUUGACUUGAGCAACAAUGCUAUCACUGGCGCAUUUCCUUCAUCAUUGCUCAGCAUGGAAUUUCUUCGAUACUUGAAACUUGAUUUCAAUCAUUUUAGUGGUAGCUUACCCAAUUUCGCAUCUAUGCCUGCAUUGACUAGCAUUCAUUUGAAGAAUAACUCUUUUUCCGGUGGUGUUCCCGAUUCCUGGGGCAAUCUGAUGGCAUUGAAAGACAUAUACCUUAGUAACAAUAACAUCACUGGAAGCUUCCCUGUAUCUCUCUUACGGCUGUCUAGCCUAGAAAACUUAGCACUCGAUAACAAUGCCUUGAGUGGUAUGCUCCCUCAAUCUAUCGGUAGCUUGACAGCAUUGCAUACAUUCAACCUCAAAGGAAAUCAUAUGCUUGGAAACAUCCCGGAUGGCAUCGGCAAUAUGACAGCACUCACGAACCUGUUGUUAUCGCACCAGAUGCUAAAUGGAAGCAUUCCUGAGUCAAUGUAUAGACUUGAGAAUCUAGAAUAUUUAGAUCUUUCGAAUAACAGGCUCACAGGCAAAAUCUCUCCUCAAAUUGCAAAAUUGCAAAAUGUCAAAAAACUUAUGCUUGGACAUAAUGCAUUGACUGGAACAAUUCCUGACGAGCUUGGACAGCUUGUCAAUCUGGAAUUUCUAACGCUUAAUUACAACCAGCUGAACGGCCAAUUCCCUUCUUUCAUGGCGCCCCGUCAACUUGGCUAUUGCUAUAUGACCCCGAAUCAGUUCCAGUUAUGCCCAGACGAGAAAAUUGCUACUAAUCCAGAUAGCAUGGCUUUCCAAUGUUCAGUACACUGCGCCAAAGUUGGCCCCCAUACUAGUGACGCGAAUCACAGCGGGGUUCUUCAUUCAUCAGCUAUUUUACCAUUACUUCCAUUUACAUUGGUCAUUCUCUUCGUCACUGCAAGAUACCAUGCAUUGUAG